AUGGAUUCUGUUAUGAACCAGCAAGCCCUUCCACCACCACGUUACAUGAAUCCACCGUUGUAUCAUUACUACGGUCAAUCUGUUCCGAGUGUCAUGCAACCGUCUUUUCAAUACCUCGGUCCUACUGCGUCUGGUGUAGAUGGUCAUGGUCUUUAUGGUCCUUACUGGAACGAUGGAACCUACAUUCCAUACCGUCCUGCCGCUAUUAGAGAUCCUCGAUUUUACUCACACCAUGACGGGCAGUACUCAGUGCCCGGAUCCGCAAACUCCUGGAUUGCUGGCGACCCUGGUCUUGUGUACCCAGCCUCCACUCACACAUGGCCUGGUUACGAUAACGGUGGACCUCCAAUUUACCCUUCGUUCGCGGGUGCUCACAGCAUACCAUGUACGCUUGAUUACGCUCAUAAUUUCGGCCAUUCUCCUGCGAAUGCGCAACAACGUGAGCAAGCAUUCAAUUGGGCCCUCCAGACUUAUCGGGAGCUUCUCGUGUACAUUCAACAAGUUCGUAAGACGAAUCGACAGUACAAAUCACCUUACCAGGCUUCGUCUCCUGGUCCCAGAUUCUAUCCGAAGCCCCCGAAAUUCUCUGGAUCCCUCUCGUCAAGAAACUCGGCUGGUUUGAUAAGUUCUCAUUCUGCUCACAGCAACGUCUCGUCAGCACUUUAUGGCAACGCUUACCCUUACGGGCCGACUUCGAUCUCCUCUUCAACGCCCCUACCUUCUCCUGGUGCUGUCGUCUCGCCAAUGCAUGAUGCGUCACCACCAGCCCGAGCGGCGAGCGCUUUGGCUUUACUCACAAGAUACUGCGAUGAAGCAUCAUGGCAAUGGACUGAUGGCAUACACCUUGCUGGCUGUAUCGCGUACGGACUUGAUUGUUAUCAAAAGGCCGAGCACCUUUACCAGAAAGUUCUAAGUCUCGAACCCCGACAUGUCGAGGCCAUGUCGAAUCUAGCUGCAACGUUAGUGGCUCUCGAGCGAAAGAAAGAGGCUGAGGAGUACUGGAUGAAGGUCGUCAAGUUCGCGCCCAACUAUUUCGAAGCAGUCGAACAUCUGGUCGGCUUGCUUUGCAGCACGUCUCGCGGGAAGGAAGCUAUCAAGGUCAUCGAGUUCGUCGAACGAUCAUUACGGUCUUUGAAAGUUUACGAGCCGCACAAAACUUCUGAUCACCAGAGUGAGAAGUCGUCCAACGCAAGUCGCUCGCCCUGCACUUCUGAAAUUUCCGACCCAGCAGUUUAUGACUUCGAAUUGGACGGUGAGUUCUCGCGCGAGCCUUCGAGCCCGAGGGAACCUGGUUUUGGGUCAAGUGGAUACGCUAUUCCAGGCGCUGAUAAUGGCCGUAUGCUCGCAUUGGUGCACGCGAAGGGCAACAUGCUUUACACCCUGGGCGACAACAACGGUGCAGCAAAGGCCUUCGAAGACGCUGUGCUCAUUGCCACUGGCCGUGUGUUCUCGAGCAUCUCACAGCUUGUAAAACACAUCCUAUCCGUCAUCACUGCCUCGCAUCCUGAGCACAUUGGGCCCACCGAUCCGGUGCUUCUCUAUCCUGAGCAAGCUGCGAAUACAGCUCGUCUUUGCUUUCCAAAUCAGGGAGAACUGUCGGGCUUACGUGAUGUGCCUGCCUCGCCUUCUAGUCCCGCUAAAGGCGCCGCAGUUGCAAUAGCGAGUAACUCUCUCCUCUCGCUUGCGAAGAUCUUCCAGGAUGGCAUGGGCAGAAACAUCCAAGGCGCUGGUGGAAAGCCCAUGGUGUCGGGUGUAAGGGAGAUUCUUGCGCUCUACUACCUAUCCCUGUCGUUGCAGCCUAGCCCAUCCACUACCAACAAUGUUGGCAUCCUUCUGGCUAGUGUCCAGCAGUCGGUCCAGCCAGCAAUGACCUUCCAAGGCUCUCACGUUUUCAAACAGGAUAUCCCUGGCGUGCAUCCAGGGAGCGGCAUUGCACUUGCUCUAGCGUACUACAAUCAUGGUUUAAUGCUCGAUUCUAGACAUGCGCAUCUCUACACGAACUUGGGAAGUCUUCUCAAAGAUAUCGGCCAGCUCGAUGCUGCCGUCGAGAUGUACAGAAGAGCCAUUCAGUGCGACGGCAAAUUCGAUAUAGCAUUAGCAAAUCUUGCGAAUGCUGUCAAGGAUAAGGGGAGAAUUGCGGAGGCUAUCGAAUACUACAAGCGAGCCGUCGAUGUCAACCCUGACUUUGCCGAGGCUGUAUGUGGCCUUGCUAACGCGCUCAAUUCUGUCUGUUCGUGGCAGGGAAGGGGAGGAGUCGCUGCCGACGAUGGAAAGCGCGACCGCUGGCACGUAGAUCAGGAUGGCAUGCUGCUUAGCGCAGCACUGUCAAAGUCAUCCACUUUGGGCUGGAUCAAUCGUGUCGUCGACAUUGUUGAGAAGCAGCUCAAGGAAGGCGAAAGUUGGGGUCGUGGCAUCCUCACGCCGGGUUUCAUCGAUUCAAUCGUGCAGCAGAUCACAGUUUUCGAUGCUGAUACAACGGUUGGACAACAUCUCCGCAAGAUCAUCGCGGGUUGGUCUGGUCAGAAGUGGGAAGGUGCGCGUCUCAUCAAACUUGUCGAACGUCUGACGAGACGCAUUGGCUGGCACUGGUACCAAGACAAGCACGUGCGGAAGACGCACAGGUCCAGUUAUCGCAGGCCCCAACUUCCUGCUAACCUUAAUGUCCCGAAUGCGCCUACGGUAUUGCCUUUCCACACCUUCACCUGUCCAGUCUCGGCUAAGCAGGUCCGCCUUAUCUCGGAACGCAAUGGACAACGCAUUUCGACUAUGACGCUUCGUAUGCCUUGGUUGCCUGUUGAUGUGUAUCCUCCGCCAGCACCUCCGUCUCCAACAUUGAAAGUUGGCUACAUUUCAUCAGAUUUCAACAACCAUCCAUUGGCGCACUUGAUGCAGUCUGUCUUUGGCUUGCACGAUCAGCGAAGGGUCGAAGCGUUUUGCUACGCAACUACCGCCUCGGACGAUUCACCUUACCGUCGCAAGAUUGAAGAAGAAUCUCCCAACUUCUACAACGUUAGCAAUUGGACGACAGAACGCCUUGUCAAUCAAAUAGUGUCGGAUGGUAUCCAUAUCCUCGUCAAUCUCAACGGAUACACUCGGGGUGCUCGCAACGAGGUCUUUGCUGCCCGCCCGGCUCCCAUACAGAUGUCGUUUAUGGGAUUUGCAGGUACUCUGGGAGCUGAAUGGUGCGACUAUCUUCUCGCCGACGAUACCGCUGUGCCACCUUCUGCACUCCGUCCGUGGCGCCGAAAUCUCGACGUCGAAGACCAACUGCUUCGCGAAGGCGAGAGUGAGGAGGGCGAUUGGGUGUACGCUGAGAACCUUGUAUACUGCCGAGAUACCUUCUUCUGCUGCGACCAUCGUCAAAGUGCGGCAGACUCGGAAGAACGUAGGCUAACCUGGGAUGAAGAACAAUUUCGACGCUGGGAGAUGAGAAAGGAGAUUUUCCCUUCCCUUGCCGACGAUGUUGUAAUCUUUGGCAAUUUCAACCAGCUCUACAAAAUUGAGCCAACUACUUUCCGCACCUGGCUUCGCAUCCUUUCUCAGGUUCCAAACAGCAUUCUCUGGCUAUUAAGAUUCCCUGAUGUGGGCGAGAUGUAUCUCAAACGCACUGCAGAGGCAUGGGCGGGCGCUGCAGUAGCCGCUCGUAUUAUCUUCACAGAUGUUGCUCCAAAGCAUCUACACAUCAGCCGCGCUAGAGUCUGCGACCUUUUUUUGGACACUCCUGAAUGCAAUGCGCAUACCACGGCGGCCGAUUGCUUGUGGAGCGGCACGCCUUUGCUCACGCUACCGCGCUACGAGUACAAAAUGUGCAGUCGCAUGGCUGCCUCGAUACUCAAAGGCGCACUGCCCAAAACACCAAUCGAAGUCCGUGAGAAUGCCGAGAAAGAUCUGAUCGCAUCCUCAGACACCGAGUAUGAAGAGAUGGCUGUGCGCCUGGGCAAAGGACUUACAUAUCCAAAGUCAGGAGCUGAAGUUGGCAGAGGUCAAGGUAGAUUGGUCGAUCUUCGCAAGAUUUUGACGGAAUCGAGGUGGACGUCUGCUUUGUUCAAUACGGCUAGAUGGACAAGAGAUCUUGAGGAUGCGUAUGAGGAGGCUUGGAGACGAUGGGUCAAGGGCGAAGGGGGCGAUAUCUGGUUGAAGGAUGUGCCACGUGGUGGUCAUCGGGUGCAGGAAGUGUGA
This is a messenger RNA of Aureobasidium namibiae CBS 147.97, 4179 nucleotides long. RefSeq names its product TPR-like protein. Gene Ontology annotation, molecular function: protein binding; glycosyltransferase activity. Bases 1 to 4179 code for a protein of 1392 amino acids. The transcript has a single exon. NCBI's taxonomy places the organism in Eukaryota, Fungi, Ascomycota, Dothideomycetes, Dothideales, Saccotheciaceae. Gene Ontology annotation, biological process: protein O-linked glycosylation. The record is from RefSeq and is a predicted model, not a curated record.